GGAAAUCUUUAAAUGAUAAUUAAUCCAUUCUCUUAAAGGAGAGAACUCAACCAUCAUCCUUUGAUUUUUUUUAAAGGAGAGAACUCGAACAAGGGAAUGAACUCAUCCAUCAUCAUUUGAGUUUUUCUGAAAGUAGAGAACUCGAAAAAGAGAAAACUCAACAAUCAUCACCAAGUUCUUUCGAGGUUUUCUUUAAGGAGAAAAACUGAACCACGACCUUUCAAUUUUUCAUAAAGGAGGGAAAGGUUUGCUAGUUUAGGAACUCAACUGGAGUAGAUUUCUAGAGCCAUGACUGAAAACAAAUUAAACAUAUGUUUUGCCGUUGCAAUCUUUGACUAAAAAUAAUAAUAGGGUCGGUGAUCGUAGUUUAGGAAAUAUUGUUUACUAUUGUUAUCACGGAUGUCAUGUAUUCGGUGAAACCAGGGCCGAAAAGGAGGACGGUGAGGAAGAGGAAGCAUCCCAGGGCGUCGCUGUCGAAGGAGGACAUCUCGCCGGAGAAGAUGCCAAGAGAACGGUCCGAUGGAGAGGCCGAAGUGAAAAGGGACGAGGAGAAGGAGGAACUGCUCAGAGAGAACAUGACUCUGGCUAAAGAAACGAGACGUCAGGCCAGGGCGAUCAAGGAGCUCGAGAGGCAACUGGCAGAAGAAAGGGCCUUCUACGAGGAGCAGAAGUGGGAGUACGUGAAGGAGAUGUGCUCGAAGCAAAGAUGGUCCGACAAGUCGUUGCAGACCGACUUUACAGAAGACGAGUGUCAGGGUGAUUCCUUAGCUGGGGAGCUGCGCAGGGUCAGGGCCAUGUUCUACAGGCAGAGGGUCAUCACGUGCCGGGUCUGCGAUAAGUUCGUCCGCCUCCGCGAGUACAAGGACUGCCUCUUGAGGCGGCUCAGGAAGGCCGAGACCGUCUACGGAAUGGUCAUAGAACAGCUCAUGAGGCAUCUUGCCGAGGCGAGAGUUACGUUCCUCACGUCGGAAAAGAGGACGAGAUCGGACAAUAGGAGAAUGGACGAACUCGUGGAAAGGACGGCCAAGUACGCCUACAACAACGCCGCUCUGCAUAUCCAGCUCCUGAAACAAGAGAGGAUCAUCGAAGGGUUCAGGUCGAAGCAAAUCGACCAGAGCGAGUGUUGCAAGUGCUGUUCCAAAUGCCGCCUCACAGAAACCGACUCGAGGGAAACGGUCAAAAGAGCUGAGGAAAGGAAGGCUAUCACGUACCUGUCGAGCAAGCUGAAGAAGGCGAGGUCCGAGGAAGCCCCACGUAGGAGGAAAGGCCGUUUGAGGCAUUCCAAAAGCGAAAAAGGAUGAAAUCUUUUUUUUUUCUUUUUUUUAACAAA
Cimex lectularius (bed bug) is the source of this 1330-nucleotide messenger RNA. RefSeq lists its product as uncharacterized. Bases 405 to 1301 code for a protein of 298 amino acids. Lineage: Eukaryota; Metazoa; Arthropoda; Insecta; Hemiptera; Cimicidae. The transcript has 6 exons. The record is from RefSeq and is a predicted model, not a curated record.